AAGAAGAAGAAGAAGAAGAAGAAGAAGAAGAAGAAGAAGAAAAGAAAAAGAAAAGAAAGCUUCUGAUAGAGACAAACGGAAGCGUUAGCCAUUUUAUAUAUGGCCAUUUGCCAUUAUUAUACCGAAAAUUAUAUAUUUUCAGUAUAUAUAUGUUCUCACUAGUAUAUCCUAAUCAGUAAAAAGUAGUAUUACGUAGACUGUAGUUUAUUUGUCUGUUAGUUAAUACUAUAGAUGUUUCGGAUCAUGGUGUGUCUGUCUGACAAACACUCAGAGGUUUUCAGUCUCUCCACGGAUCAUAGCUAAAGGUUAUACAUUCAACUCUAAGUGAAGAUGAAGAGCGCACUUGCUGUUCUUCUUUUCUCAUCAUUGUUGAUCGGUGUGUUUGUUGAUGGAGAAGAAAGUCAUGUGUCAGUAAUGGAGGGAGACUCGGUCACUCUGAAGUCUGGUCUUAUUGAAUUAAAGUCAGAGGAUGGGAUUGAGUGGAGGUUUAAUUUAAAUCGUUUUGCUAAAAUCAAGAAUGGCUCCAUUGAUCUACCACCAUCAAGAGACCGAAUGCAGCUGGACAAACAGACUGGAGAUCUCAAGAUCAGCAACAUCAGAAUCACAGACUCUGGAGAAUAUAAACUACAGAUCAGCAAAAAAAAAGCCUCCCCUCCAGAUUUUAUAUUCACUGUCAGUGUGUCUGCUGCUGAAGUGAAGUCAGUGUCGGUGAUGGAGGGAGAUUCAGUCACUCUACCGACUGGUCAUACUGAUCUACAGAAAGAUGAUGUGAUACGAUGGAGGUUUAGACAAGAGGAAUCUCUUUUAGCUGAAAUCAUCUCAACAUCUGAAGAGAGAUUCAGAAACACACACCUGGACCGGACUGGUUCUCUAAUCUUCAAGAACAUCACAACUGAACAGUCUGGACUUUAUGAAGUUGAGAUCAUUAGUACUAGAAGCAGAUACACCGUACACAGAUCAUUCAAUGUGACUGUCAGGGAUGACGUGGAGUCAGUAUCAGUGCUGGAGGGAGAUACUGUCACUUUACUCACUGGUCUUAAGGAAACAGAAAGAAUUAAACAGAUAUUGUGGAAGUCUGGAGACGAAACCAUUGCUGACUUAAACGGCUCUGUUACCAAGAAUUGGAGCAACGUUUAUCUGAAUCGUACUACUGGGGACCUCACCAUCAGUAAUGUCAGAAAUAAUCAGUAUAACUAUUAUGAAGUGGAGAUCCACACAACAGGAAUGAUCUUUCGUAGGAAAUACCUCGUUACUGAUGCUACGGUGUCAGUGUCGCUGAUGAAGGGAGAUUCUGUCACUCUACACACUCAUUUUAAUAUAAUACCAGGAAAGAAUGCGGUUUUAUGGUUUGACAAUCAAGACAACCACAUCACUCAGUCAAUCAACAUUAAUGAUACGACUGGAGACUUCACCAUCAGAAACAUCCAACAAGAUCAGUCUGGAAAUUAUACAGUAAAUAUCAUCACAAGUAGCAGGACUAUGGUCUUACUCAGGAAUUUUCAUGUUAAUAUUAAUGGUGUGUUUAGUAAUGAGAAAGAUGGCGUGAAGACAGUAUCAGUGGUGACUGGAGAAUCUUUGACUCUACACAGUAAUGUUGAUGAUACGCAGAGUGAUGUUUCAAAAGAGUGGAUGUUUGAUCAUCUCUCUAUAGCAAAAACCGAUGGAAAGAGCAACACUCCUUCAUACAGCAGUGACGUGAGAUUUAAAAACAAACUGGAUGUAGAUAUUAAAACUGGAGAUCUCUACAUUGUGAGGUCCAGCACUGAACACACUGGACUUUAUCAACUAAAGAUCAUCAACGGAACAUAUACCAUACAGAAGAGCUUCAGUGUUUGUGUCAGUUGUCUGUCUCCAGCUGCUGUAGCAAGGAUUUGUGUUGGUGUUAUUGCUGGUGUUGUUGCUGUUGCUGCUGUUGCUGCUUUUCUGAUCUGCCGUCGUCGCUGCAAGAAACCUAGAACAAUCAGGGAAGAGAAAGGACAAAGAGGGCGCAGAUGGUCCUAUUAAUGAAGAGACAAAUUUGUCUAGUACAUCCUUGUCACAAACAGCACCUCUGUGGCUCUCUCCAACCGCCACCGGAGGGAGCCCUCACCCGAAUACUGAUCGUCACGGACUCAGUUUCACAUAACCCCGUGCCUUGGGCUGAUUAGCCCUGCCAGGUGUUUCCCAUCACCACACCCUAUAUAAGGAACUUCCUCUCAAACACUCACGGCGAAGUCUUGUUAGUUCCGGCUGCAAUUCUGAGCGUUCAUCCCCGUGUUUGAUUCCCUGUUGCUGACUUAGUUUGUAUUUGUUCUCUGAUUGUUCUCUGCCUGCCUACCGACCUUCUGCCUGUUAUCGCUUACAGUCCCUGACAAAAGUCUUGUCGCUUGUGUACGAAUUGACCUGAAGUGCUGCUGAAAUAUAUUUCUAAUCAAGAUUUUUUUACAAGAAAUGGCUCAUUUUAAUCCCAACAGCUUUUGUAAUAAUGUUUCAGUGCAAAACGAAACUGUCAAAAAGUAUUCUAAUAUUCACAGCUUGGUAAAGCCCAUUGAGUCAAUUUUUGCAAAGACAUAAGUGUUGUCGCCUUGUCAUAUGAGCUUCACCUGUGACUAAGAAUGGAUCAAUUAGGUCUCAGGUGUGUAUAAAAAGAACCCCAGUAUACUAGACCUUCACAUCAAGUGCAACUAGACCUCUGCAAACAUGCCUAAGAUUCACCCUGAGACUAAAGUGUUGAUUAUCAAGAGGCUGAAGACCAGAUCCACUGCUGAUGUGGCAGACACCUUCAAUGUGUCUCAGUGUCAAGUACAGAGGAAAAAAAAAAUUUGAAGAGACUGGAGACGUUUUUGACAAGCCCAGGUCAGGCAGACCCCGCAAGACAACUGCUCGAGAGGACCUUUUGUUGGCUCGAAAAUCCAAGGCCAGCUCAUUUUCCACUGCAGCAGAGCUCCACAAGACCUGGUCACCUGAAGUCCCCAUGUCAACCAGAACAGUUUGUCGGAUUCUAUCUCGAAAUGGCCUCCAUCGUCGAAUCAGUGCCCAGAAGCCAGCACUCAACAAAAGACAAUUGAAAAACCGUGUGGCAUUUGCCAAGGCCCACAGCCUGCUAAAAGGAUGGACGCUGGAAAAAGUGUCAGAAGGUGGAUUUUUCAGAUGAAUCUUCUGUUGAAUUACACCACAGUCACCGCAAAUAUUGCAGGAGACCUACUGGAGCCCGCAUGGAUCCGAGAUUCACCCAGAAAACAGUGAAGUUUGGUGGCGGAAAAAUCAUGGUCUGGGGUUACAUCCAGUAUGGGGGUGUACAAGAGAUCUGCAGGGUGGAAGGCAACAUCAAUAGUCUAAAAUAUCAAGAAAUCUUAGCUACAUCUUAUAUUACAAACCAUAAAAGAGGCCAAAUUCUGCAGCAGGAUGGUGCUCCAUCGCAUACUUCCAUCUCCGCAUCAAAGUUCCUCAGGGCGAAGAAGAUCAAGAUGCUCCAGGAUUGGCCAGCCCUGUGACCAGACUUGAACAUCAUUGAGCAUAUGUGGGGUGGGAUGAAAGAGGAAGCAUGGAAGACGAAACCAAAAAAUAUUGAUGAACUCUGGGAGGCUUGUAAGACUGCUUUCUUUGCUAUUCCUGAUGACUUCAUCAAUAAGGUGUGUGAAUCCUUGCCAAACCACAUGGAUGCAGUCCUUCAAGCUCAUGGAAGUCAUACAAGAUAUUAAAUUUGGAUCUCACAGCACCACUACUUAAUUUGCUGACAUAUUUUAGUAUUUGCAGUAAAUUUGUUCAAUUUC
Messenger RNA from Puntigrus tetrazona (Sumatra barb), 3752 nucleotides. RefSeq lists its product as uncharacterized. Bases 331 to 2004 code for a protein of 557 amino acids. NCBI's taxonomy places the organism in Eukaryota, Metazoa, Chordata, Actinopteri, Cypriniformes, Cyprinidae. The record is from RefSeq and is a predicted model, not a curated record. The transcript is spliced from 8 exons.